CAGAUGGUGUCGGACUUUUAGCGCAAAAAACCAACUUUUUCCCACCUUCCAAGCCAAAACUCUCCGAGCUUAGUUUAGUUGUAUGCUUGCCAGUCAGCGAGGAAAAGAAAAGACCAAGAAAUAUACUAAACCACUCACAAAACUGGAUACGACUCGACGAUCCGUCGUCACCAACCACGCCACAAGAUUUUCGCCAAAGUCGUCCCUUGACGCCUACGUCGUCACGUCACGGUCAGGUCAACAUCUCGGCAUAAAAAAAUUGUCGACCCCAAAUUCCUCCCUGUAAAUAGUUCGAGUUUUAACCUGCAGCCGGGUAUUAAACUGUGGCCCGUUUAAAAGUUGUUAUACUGUCGUCAUUUCGGCGCUUAUCAUCUCUUGAAGCAGCAUGGCAACGACAACGGGGAAUCCGGUCGUUAAGAAUCUACUUAUCAAGGAUGCCAGUGGAAAUACUCAAAUGAUCGAAGUCGUGCAGACGGCUCCGGGAAAAUUUGUGACAGCAAGUGGUCAUGCAAUCAAGGCGGCGGGGACGCCGGGAGGUGUCAAAACGAUCAUUAGGACAUCGUCCGGGACGCAGGGCCAACAUAUAAUAACCGGUGGAUCGUCGCAGUUUAUUAGAACAUCUAACAUUGUUACAAAACCUAGCGGCGUUGUGACACAAGGAGGUCGUCAAAUGAUGGCAAUUCCAAUUCAGCAUCAGGGAGGAAUGGGUCAGACCAGAAUUCUUAAUGCAGCCAAUAUUAAAAUGGAGCCUGGCACACAUCAAAUUAUUCAGAGAUCAGGCGGAGGUCAAAUGGUUGUUGGAAAUUCCCAAGUUAUGCAAGUAAUACAGCACGGGAACCAACGACUCCUCCUCACACAAACCCCCAACGGUCCACAAUUGAUGCAGACUUCUCAGUUUGGUCAAGGGAACCAUAUGGGUCAACAAAUUCAAUUAGUGGCAGCAUCCCCUUCUUCGCCAGGAGGGUCACAAACACUCAGCCUUGGUUCCAAUCUAAAUUUCAAGCAAAACUUUAUCUCUCCUAUUCUUGAUCACACGGGUGCCCGAAAAAGGGUAGAUUUUCCUUCCGAUAUUUCUUAUGAGAGCAAAAGAAGGAAGUCCGAAAAGGGGGGGAAAGGUUUAAGACAUUUCAGUAUGAAAGUUUGUGAGAAAGUUAGAAAUAAGGGCAUCACAACGUACAAUGAGGUCGCAGAUGAAUUAGUACAAGAAUUUGCCACUCCCGGUGUUGGACUUAGCACAAUAGAGCAACAAUUUGAUCAGAAGAACAUUCGGAGAAGAGUUUACGAUGCACUCAACGUCCUUAUGGCUAUGAAUAUCAUCUCCAAAGAGAAAAAAGAAAUCAAGUGGUUAGGCCUUCCUACGAAUUCCAUGCAAGAAUGUACCACCCUUGAGAAGGAUAGACAAAAAAGGAUUGAAAGACUCAAACAGAAAACUCAACAACUUCAUGACCUCAUAAUUCAGCAAGUGGCAUUUAAAUCUCUGGUGGAACGUAAUAAGCAGAAAGAAAAAGAAACCGGUCCUCCACCUCCUCACGGAUCAAUUCAUUUACCCUUCUUAAUUGUCAACACUGCGAAAAAUACUGUCAUCGAUUGCUCCAUUUCCAAUGACAAAAUGGAGUACUUGUUCAACUUUGAUGGAACGUUUGAAAUUCACGACGACAUCGAAGUAUUGAAACGAAUGGGCCUCGCUCUCGGCUUGGACAAGGGCGAAUGUACGGACGAGGACGUUGAAAAAGCAAAGUCCGUUCUUCCCAAAGCACUGGGAAUCUAUGUCGACCAAAUUGCCAAACGAACGAAUGAUUGGCGUGCAGAAUUUGGAGAUUUAGAGUAUGAAGAGUACUACCAAGAUGGCGACAUGGAGGAAGACAACGCAGAAAAUGUCUGCUUCGAAGUCACCGGUAAUUCUACCCUCGGUCUCUCCACUACCGGAGACCUAUCCGGGAUUAACAUGUCUGUGGAAGAUCUUGAAAUGCAAGCAGCUAUCCAAUCCCUUCACCCAGACGCUGCUCAAGAUUUAGUUGAUGACGGUGACAUGGACGAAGAAAGUUAUGGUGAUGACGCUGAGGACGACGACCCUCUCUCAGAGUAAAUGACAGUGUAAACAAGUUAUGAAAGAUCAAAGAAUGUGCUCGGCUGGAAAUUAGCCCAUAGGAACGACUCUCACCAUAUUACCAGAAAUGGUUAGCAUUUUAAUGAUAAUUCGUAAAAUCUCUUUAGUCUUAUUACGGAUAGCAGAUCGAAACCUUCUUCUGGAGCAGCAAGACAGAUGGAUGACAUGGACAUGACCCGAUGAUGAUGACGAUGCUGUUGAUGUUUUUUUUUCUUUUCUCAUCUAGUAUUUUCCUCCAUUUUUGUUCUCGCCAGACAAUUUUCAGAGGUAUAGUAGUAGAUUAGUUAGUUAGUUUGACUACAUAAAUUAAUUAACGAUCGAAAGAAAGGACAUCAUGAUUUAUUUCGAAAGAUUUACCUUCACCUCACUAUUUUUUGUUAAGAGACUACGAAAUACGUAAUUGAUGAACAAGUCAAAUCCCUUAUUUUUUGACUUGGUUUAUGAUGAUAAUGAUGAUGAUAAUACCAUUAAAUUGACCACUUUGCCGUGAAUUGUAAUAUUAACACUGAAAAUAUUAACAUUAACCAAUAGGAAUUUAAUUAUUGCAUGCAAAAUAUUUAUUUAGCCACUACAAAUGAUGUUUUAAUAGCGAGAUGUAGCAAUGUUAUAUCGUGCAAAAUAAUAAUAAUUAAACAGUAUCGUUAGAUAAUUCCACACCCACACACAAUGUUGUAUUAUUAUAUCGUCCCUGAUAUCAUUUCAUGUAAAAUAUACCAAUUUCAAUUCAUUAAUAAUAGUAUUUGUCAUGCAUGAUCCUUCUUUGCCUCAAGUAAACAUUAAGUGUUAAAUAUAUUUUUAUUUUAUUGGGAAAAUUAUUGAAAAUUUAAUGAGACAAAAAUUCAAUAAUUUUAGAAAUGCAAUAAGAAAUCUUAUUAACACCAACUAUGCCAAAAAUGUAUAAGUUCUCGUCCCAUCAUUACUUUUGUCUCUGAUUUAAAAUCAUUUUUAAUUUUAGUAAAUUAAUUAUUAUGUAAAAUAAUUAGUAAAUAAUUAGGAAGUUGAGUGAGUAUGCACAAUUUUUUGAUAUACCGAAAUUACGAUAAACAAAGCGAAGGAGAGAAGAAGAGUAAGAAAGAAAUGUACAAAUCGCCACUUUACUACCACUUAGGUUUUGGACAUAUUCGUAGAAAAUAGAUCAACUAAUUACAUACAAAUUUUUGAAAUGCUUUCGUUUUUUAUUUUCACUAAAGAUUACCCCUUCUCUUUUUCUCUCUUGUGUAAAAAAAGUACCCAAAAUUGUAUAUCUGCGUAUAUAAAAAAAACAUCACAUAUUUUUUCUUAUAGUUUGCAAAUUUUAAGAUUUAUUUGUUAUAUGAUAAUUAGUUAACUACAUAAUUAAUGCAAAUCACUUUCUACUCAUUCUUGUACAUAGUUUUAAACCAAUAUAGAAAAGCAUACUGCCCAACUUAUCAAAGCUUAUCAUCAUCAUGAUAGUUUAUAAUAUGCUUGCAUUCUACACACUAUCCAAAGAAAGGAUACGCCCAUGCUAGCUUAAUUAUUUAGUUAAAUCAAAAGUGACCCGUUUAAAAACUGAACUUUUAGGUAGAAAUAAUAUCUCUGCGAAUAAAUUUCUAUACUCCGUGAAUAAAUUUAUUGACCAUUAAA
Folsomia candida is the source of this 3712-nucleotide messenger RNA. RefSeq names its product transcription factor Dp-1 (gene Dp). The record is from RefSeq and is a predicted model, not a curated record. Gene Ontology annotation, biological process: regulation of cell cycle; regulation of transcription by RNA polymerase II. The transcript is spliced from 9 exons. Gene Ontology annotation, molecular function: RNA polymerase II transcription regulatory region sequence-specific DNA binding; DNA-binding transcription factor activity, RNA polymerase II-specific. Bases 386 to 2086 code for a protein of 566 amino acids. NCBI's taxonomy places the organism in Eukaryota, Metazoa, Arthropoda, Collembola, Entomobryomorpha, Isotomidae. Gene Ontology annotation, cellular component: transcription regulator complex; nucleus.